GAACUUCCUAAGAAUAUAAAUGAAGAAUUCUGAUUGAAAGAUUCAUCACUUUAUCCAAUCACUUUUUGCAUUAAUUUUUAUUAAAAAUUGACACACAGAAAAAUUUUUUAAAUGACCAAUGAACAUCUCUACAUCCACCACAAAAAAAGUUGACUAAUUUUGUACGUUAUUUGAAAAUAUGCUGCCAACAUCAUGACUUUUCAAACUUAAAAAAACUUCUGCAUGCAUCUCCUAAGAAUUAGAACAUUAUCCGACGUAACUCAAUUAUCACUUCUAGAAAAAUCAAACACACCACAUUUAUCUAAUACCCAUUCCAUCUUCCUAUUUCCCCAAAUAGCCCCUCAAAUGUCUUUUAUAGGUUUUUUUUAAUGAAUCAGAAGCUAAUAAAGGAUCGCACUUUCCAUUCGAUUAUCUCUCUUGCCUUAAUCUAGAAGAGACCACUUUUUGUUUUAUUACAUUUGCUUUUUGAAAAGUCCAGACCAGGGCCAAAAUGCACAAACUAUGGCUUACAACCUCACACCCCUGCGUAGGGCCACAGUGGAAUGUGUGAAAGAUCAGUUUGGCUUCAUUAACUAUGAAGUAGGAGAUAGCAAGAAGCUCUUUUUCCAUGUGAAUGAAGUUGAGGAUGGCCUUGAGCUCCAGGCAGGAGAUGAGGUGGAGUUCUCAGUGACUCUUCAUCAGCGCACUGGCAAGUGCAACACCUGGAAUGUGUGGCGGGUCUGUGAGGGCCCCAAGGCUGUUGCAGCUCCUCGACCUGAGCGGUUGGUCAGUCCCUUGAAGAACAUCACCCUGGAUGAUGCCAGUGCUCCUCGCCUAAUGGUUCUUCAUCAGCCAAGGGGACCAGAUAACUCAAUGGGGUGUGGAGCAGAAAGAAAGAUCCGUCAAGCUGGUGUCAUUGACUAACCACAUCUACAAAGCACAUCAUUAAUCCACUAUGAUCAAGGUAGGGGGACUCUGGUGAAGGUUUCUGAAUAUCUCCCUCUUCAUUCCUCCCGAAAUCUGGAAUACUUAUUCUUUUGAGCUAUUACACCAGUUUUAACACCUUUCUCAUGUUGUGUUUAAAAAGUACAUUUAAGAAAACCAUUUUAAAAUAAAUUUAAAAAAAAAUUCCAGACCAGUUGUCCUGUACCAACUCUGGACUUGUCUAUUUCCAUAAUGUGUAAUUCAACUUGUUCCUCUACUCCUUGUAUUUCUUUAAAUAGGAAGAUAAGUCUAGACAAAAGAUUUAAUUAAAUUUGGGGUAAACAUUUUUGGCAGUACAUCAAGGAUGAUCACACAUGCUUCAUACUGCGUCCUAUCAAGAGCCACAUCAUGUUGGCUUAUUCCAGAAGUAGGGAAAUGCAGUUUGACAGCCAAAUCUCAUUGUAAAGGCGAUUCUUUUGCAAUAGGUAUCUGUGAUCUUCUGACACCUUGUAAACAAAGUUCCUUAAAAUUUUUUUCACCUAAUGGGUUU
Messenger RNA from Mandrillus leucophaeus (drill), 1453 nucleotides. RefSeq names its product cold shock domain-containing protein E1. Bases 502 to 903 code for a protein of 133 amino acids. Gene Ontology annotation, molecular function: nucleic acid binding. NCBI's taxonomy places the organism in Eukaryota, Metazoa, Chordata, Mammalia, Primates, Cercopithecidae. The record is from RefSeq and is a predicted model, not a curated record. The transcript has a single exon.